This is a messenger RNA of Cherax quadricarinatus, 553 nucleotides long. The record is from RefSeq and is a predicted model, not a curated record. Lineage: Eukaryota; Metazoa; Arthropoda; Malacostraca; Decapoda; Parastacidae.
UUUCACUGCUGGCAAGUGGCUGCUGUAAUGACAUGUUGGUGACUGAUUUCUGUAAUUGCAGGAACUCCCGAAGAGUGGCAGAGGUGUGGCUGGAUGAAUUCAUUCAUUUUUUCUAUGAGACAAGACCCAGCGCCCUCCAGAUACCAUACGGAGACAUUGGAGAUAGAAAGGAGCUGCGGUCAAGGCUGAAGUGUCGUGGGUUUGGCUGGUACCAGAAGACCAUCUACCCAGAACUGGCCACACCUUCCAGACAUGAGCUGGCCUAUGGUCAGCUUCGCCAGCGUAACCUGUGCCUCCAGGGACCAGAUUCACCUCCUCCAGACCAGGUGAGUGGGUGGCGCAAACACCCUUUUCUUCGUAGCCAAGUGGCAAAGGUUUCAGACAAGAUCAUUAGCAUAUUGACAGUGCAAAGAUCUCCCAAAAGGUAGUUUUCUUGCCGUACAGCCCUGUUUCAUCCCAUGUCAGACACAAUUAGACAUGGACCACAUAUUGACACUCUGUAGAUGACUCUAUACUCAGCAGUGAAUCACAUAAGCAAAGAACAUUUACUGUA